AUGAGGUCUGCAGUGGUCGCCGAUUCUGCCCAACAUGACAUUGAACGUCAAGGUCGUCAUCAAGAAUAUACAGAAUUUGAAAAUGAUUUGGUGCGAAGAAAAUUCAUACGAAAAGUCUAUUUUAUAUUGGCCAUACAAUUGUUGGUUACCAUGGGACUAGUAACCCUUCUCGUGUCAUCGGAUAUUUUUUAUGAAUAUAUCGAAGAGAAUCCAAUGUUAGUUUUUGUUGCAAUGGCUGCCUUAUUGAUAACAAUGCUGGCAAUGGCAUGCUUCUCCUCGCUACGACGUAAAUCACCCAUAAAUUAUAUAUGUUUGGGUCUCUUCACGCUGAUCCAAACAUUUGUUCUGGCAGUUAUUAGCUGUCAUUAUGAUACGAAAAAAAAAUCAAAUAAGAAAAUUAAAAUUUCCAGCCUGCUACUGCAUUUGGUGAUCGCAGAGGAAAAUGUAAACAAAACCUGUCAACUGGAACACAAAACGGGAAGUAAAUAUUUUCCAGAAAACUUCAAAUUUGGCGUGGCAACUGCGGCCUAUCAAAUCGAAGGUGGUUGGGAUGCGGAUGGUAGAGGCCCAUCGAUAUGGGAUACAUAUACACAUGAACAUCCGGAAAUGAUUGUGGAUCAUUCUACGGCAGAUGUUGGACCGGAUUCGUAUCAUUUAUUCGACAAGGAUUUGGAAGCGUUAAAGGAAUUGAAGGUACACUUCUAUCGUUUUUCAAUAUCCUGGUCUCGCAUACUACCCGAUGGCUCAAUAACGUCAAAAAAUAAAAAAGGCAUUGAUUAUUAUAAUAUGGUUAUUGAUAAACUAUUGGCCAAUGGAAUUGAGCCUGUGGUCACAAUGUUCCAUUAUGAUUUACCAGCCACUUUAAAUCUAUAUGGUGGCUUUACCAAUCUACUACUGGUAAAAUAUUUCCUUGAUUAUGCCAAAAUUUUAUUUGACAAUUUUGGCGAUCGUGUUAAAGUUUGGAUUACCUUUAAUGAACCAUUUGAUUAUUGUAUGCCUGGUUAUGGGGCGGGAAAUUUUCCACCGAUGGGUAAUGAUGCUGGUAUUGCUGAUUAUCUCUGCAUGGACACCACUUUAAAGGCCCAUGCUGAAACAUAUCACCUCUAUAAGAGAGAUUAUUUUGAAAAACAGAAGGGUAAAAUUGGCAUAACCAUAAGUUCCAGAUUUUAUUAUUCCAAAACGAAUAAUACAACAAUUAUUGAUCGUGCAAUGCAGUAUUCGUUAGGUUGGUUGGCCUAUCCCAUAUUUGGUGAGACUGGCAAUUAUCCCCAACUAAUCAUAGAUGAUAUUGCUGAGAAUAGCCGUAAAGAAGGAAGAACCUACUCUCGCUUACCAGUCCUCAAUGAACAGGAAAGGGAUCUUAUAAAACAUUCUGCCGAUUUUCUAGGUUUAAAUUAUUAUACUUCGCGUUAUGUUGAAAUGGCAGAACCACCUAGAGGCAAACAACCAUCAUGGGAUUAUGAUUCACGUUUAAAGUAUUCAUUGGAUCCGAAAUGGAAGAGAGGGAAAUCAUCAUGGCUUUAUUGUGUGCCAGAGGGUCUUGAAAGUCUUUUGAAUUGGAUCCGCCUUAGUUUCAAUAACAUUGAGGUUAUGAUAACUGAAAAUGGCUGGUCAGAUGAUGGACAAUUGGAUGACACCGAACGCAUAGAUUAUCUAAAGGCUCAUUUACAAGCAGUUUUAAACGCUAUUAAUAAUGGAUGCAAUGUGACUCAUUACGCCCAUUGGAGCCUUAUAGAUAAUUUUGAAUGGCAACGAGGUUAUACAGAAAAAUUCGGAUUGUAUUAUGUGAACAGCGGCAGCGUUAAUAAAGAUCGUAUUGCAAAAUAUUCUGCCCGUUAUUAUAAAGGUGUUAUUAAAACAAGAAGUCUUCAGUUGGAAAAUUUUUAA
Musca vetustissima is the source of this 1887-nucleotide messenger RNA. RefSeq names its product myrosinase 1-like. Bases 1 to 1887 code for a protein of 628 amino acids. The record is from RefSeq and is a predicted model, not a curated record. Lineage: Eukaryota; Metazoa; Arthropoda; Insecta; Diptera; Muscidae. Gene Ontology annotation, biological process: carbohydrate metabolic process. The transcript has 8 exons. Gene Ontology annotation, molecular function: beta-glucosidase activity.